Messenger RNA from Lingula anatina, 525 nucleotides. RefSeq names its product large ribosomal subunit protein uL29. The record is from RefSeq and is a predicted model, not a curated record. Gene Ontology annotation, biological process: translation; maturation of LSU-rRNA from tricistronic rRNA transcript (SSU-rRNA, 5.8S rRNA, LSU-rRNA). NCBI's taxonomy places the organism in Eukaryota, Metazoa, Brachiopoda, Lingulata, Lingulida, Lingulidae. Gene Ontology annotation, cellular component: ribosome; cytosolic large ribosomal subunit. Gene Ontology annotation, molecular function: structural constituent of ribosome; mRNA binding.
CUUGCCGGACGAUAACGAACGUCCGAUCCUAAAGCCUCGUUCUCGGUCUCUUAGACCGACAUCACCACUGGGUCAUCAUGCCGAAUCAGGCAAAUGUGAAGGCCCGCGAGCUGCGUGGUAAAAAGAAGGAAGACUUGAUGAAGCAGCUUGAUGACUUGAAAACUGAGUUGUCCCAGCUGAGAGUGGCCAAGGUCACGGGUGGUGCUGCUUCAAAGCUUUCCAAGAUUCGUGUCGUGCGCAAGUCCAUCGCCAGAGUCCUGACAGUCAUCAACCAAACACAGAAGGAAAACCUGCGCAAAUUUUACAAAAACAAGAAGUUCAAGCCCAAGGACUUGCGUAAAAGACAGACGCGAGCCAUUCGUCGUCAGUUGACAUCGAGGGAACUGAAGUUGAAAACAAAGAAGCAACAGAGAAAAGAGAGACUUUGGCCCAUGAGGAAGUACGCUGUGAAAGAAUAAACUCUUUCUUGCAAUUCUGUGAAUAAUAUUCUUGAAAAGGUGAAAUAAACUUGUAAAUGUGAAAGAA